Molecule: messenger RNA, 2035 nt
Organism: Suillus clintonianus
Lineage: Eukaryota; Fungi; Basidiomycota; Agaricomycetes; Boletales; Suillaceae
Product: natural resistance-associated macrophage protein-domain-containing protein
Exons: 9
Coding region: 131-1876 (581 amino acids)
Biological process (GO): iron ion transport; intracellular manganese ion homeostasis
Cellular component (GO): membrane
Molecular function (GO): cadmium ion transmembrane transporter activity; manganese ion transmembrane transporter activity
Source: RefSeq, a predicted model, not a curated record
CGAGCCAAAAACAAGCAGGGUCAGUUCACACCAAACCUAAAGGAAGACUUUACCAUUGGUCCUUUAAAUCGUGUCAAGAUCAUGGUAUACCAGUCUUCUUCUCCCAGCUAUUUCCCAAGGCCGCUCUGGGAUGCAUUCAAGCUCUCCCUCAUCACCCUCCUUGCAUGAUAAUUCCUCUGCACAGACGACUCCCCAACCUCUGACACGCGGUCAGACGUUCGCAGUUGCUCCUGCGUUCAGGGCUGUGCUGCACCACUUCAAAAAACAUGUAGGCGUCGGUGUCAUAUGCGCAGUGGGCUAUUUCGAUCCGGGUAAUUGGAGUGUAGAUAUUCAAGCAGGUGCUAGCUUUGGGUAUCGACCCAUGCUAUUCGUCAUUUUUCUCGCUGGAAUCAUUGCAAUUAUCUUGCAGGUUUUGGCAGCUAGACUCGGCUGCGUAACCGGUCUAGAUUUGGCUCAUCAUUGUAGACUACUUCUCCAUGACCAUCCAAGGCACCCACGGUUGGUCCGGCGACUUGUGCUGUAUCCUCUCUAUGCACUAUGCGAAAUAGCCAUCAUCAGCACAGACCUCGCAGAGUUACUUGGGUCAGCAAUAGGUCUUUGCCUACUUUUUCCGAAACUCCCCUUGUGGUCUGCCGUGCUCCUUACUGGUGUCGACGUUUUCAUCUUCCUCGUCAUAGGCGACCCCUCGCGAACAGGACGUCCAGUGCGAUUUUUUGAGCUUGUGAUCCUAAUAUUGGUUGCAAUUGUCUUUGUAUGUUUCAUCUUGCUACUCGUCAAGGUUCACCCAAAUUGGCCACAAGUGUUUUUGGGCUUUGUGCCAUCUGCGGGUCUUCUUCAGACACAGCCUAACGCAGUCUAUACAGCUAUCGGAAUUCUUGGUGCCACGGUUAUGCCUCAUGCGCUGUUUCUGGGCUCGAAUCUUGCAACCCAGGAUCGUGUUUCACAACCGCCCCAGCCACUUCCGACACCUGCAGACGCAAGACGGCCGUCAUUUCUCCAGAGACUCCAGCGGUUUUGGAAGAGUAUCUUAUACAUUUCACGAUCAGAACGCGAUGACUUGAAAGACUAUACCACCCGACACGGAUUUCGGCAGAACAACUCGAUAGAAUUCAUUCGCGCUCAUCUUGGCCACGGAACUGUCGAUGUCAUUCUGAGUUUACUGGGACUUGCAGUGCCAAUCAACUCGGCGAUAUUAAUUUUGGCUGCUACUAUGUUUUACUCGUCCAGCAACAACAAUUCAAUCGGACUGGUCAACAUGCAUACCUUGAUGCUACAAAGCCUUGGUACAGCCGCGGCCUUACUCUUUGCACUCGCACUCGUCUGUGCAGGUCAAACUGCCAGUAUUACGGCAACGCUUGCAGGUCAAAUUGUCUCCGAAGGGUUUAUAUCAUGGAACGUCUCCCCAUUUAUCCGCCGUCUUCUCACACGCCUGAUCAGUCUAAUACCCUCUAUGAUCGUGGCCAUUUCAUCUGGAGGGGCAGGGAUUAACGCUCUUCUCAUUGCAUCACAAGUCGUCCUGUCCGUUGUCCUCCCCUUCGUCGCAUUCCCCCUCAUCUACCUCACCUCGUCAAAAACGGUGAUGUCUGUUAGAACGCCGAAAGUAGUGAUCCAAGAAAAACUCGCCGAUACCCCACCGAUACUUUCCACACAUCCGGUAACCCCUGUUUCUGACGCACCUGUGGCCGCCUCCAUCACUGUUGUUGAGCGAAACUUUGACAGUCUUGAUGAUUCGAUCAAACAUUCGUCAACACAGGAAUACGGCGUCAUCGACUUCAGUAAUGGAUAUAUCCUUACAGCCGUUGCAUAUGCCAUCUGGGUGGUGGUAUUAAUUGCCAACGUUUAUGCUAUUGUCAUGCUUGGAAUGGGACAAGCGUGACCAGUGAACAAGUACUUAUUCGAACAGCAUUUGUUGUUGCUGCUGGUGUUGUAGAUUGUUGUAGAGUACAUCCUCGGGUAUUGUUACAUAUCAGAACUUGUAUAAUUAUGCUCGCGAUGUCGGACUCCCUUAAAUCAUUGACUUCAUGGAGAACGCCAC